Molecule: messenger RNA, 3283 nt
Organism: Centrocercus urophasianus (Greater sage-grouse)
Lineage: Eukaryota; Metazoa; Chordata; Aves; Galliformes; Phasianidae
Exons: 5
Coding region: 2543-3220 (225 amino acids)
Source: RefSeq, a predicted model, not a curated record
GCCUUCACCUGUGCUCCUCUGGCUGACUCACGGCUCGCCUCAGGUGAUCAAUCAGAGGUUCAGGCCUUGGCUUAGCAGUUCCCGUACACACAGGGACCUUCAAGGCAAUCCUGAGCACAGCCCACUUAUCGACAUGUCUCUCUGGCGUGCCCAGAGUAGCCAGCAAAUCUUCCUCUCUUCUUUCCCCUUUUGCCAACUUUGAUUCUCAGUCCAAUGAGACAGAGGUGAGGCCCCCCGCCAGGAGGCCAAGGUUGGGUUGGCAGGCCUGAGGAGGAGAAGAACAAGGUGGAGUUCGUACGUCCACAUGAGUAAUUGGUGGGAAGCACUGGGGAUAGCAGUCAUACUUAACUCAAUGUGGCACUGGCCAGUGUGAGGCACAGUGUCCAACAGGCUCCUCUACCCCCUUCCAGCACUGUGAAGACAGCAGUGGAAGGCAAAACAGAGAGCAUCCUGAAUUCCUGCUUGAACAGUGUUGUCUUUUUGCCUCUGGAACUGGGCAUACUAAAAGAGGAGGAAGAUCUGUAUGCUGAGGUGUGUGCUGCGUAAGCCACCAGAGCCCCAGGUCCUUUUGGGCUGCUCCUUGUGCUGUGACCAUAGGAGUCUCGGGCAGGGUAGCAAACCAGCUUUGCUUUUCCACCCUCAUCUCUUCUUUGGGGAUAGGGUUAGGAUGAAGUGCCCUGUGAGGUGCCGCAGGCGCCCUUCUACAGCUCUCUAUCCUCUUGCUGACCACUAUUGCCAUGAACGUCAUGCUGUGAGCCUUGGUGCAGAACUCAACUCCAGAAUGAGGGAGGAGCUGCGCAGCAUCUUUCAGGUCUGGCAGCCCGAGGGAUGGGAGUGUCCCUACUGCAGUGGCACAGACCCUCCUUGUAUGUGACAGUCUGCAAAGGAUCCCGCCCCUGCUGCUUUGUUCUUCCUUCCCUGUGGGGAAGAUCCUAGAGCUCCUGCUGGAGCAGCAGAAGCUCCCAGGACAAGUACCAGCAGAUUCUCUCUUUGCAGGCUCUGCCCCACUUCUUCCACUCCCAGCACAUACACGUUCGUACAAGAGCCCUGCAUGGGAUUCUAUGGAUGAUCGUGGAUUUUAUGGAAAAAGUAAGGAGCCAGGCACCCAUCAGCCAGGCUGUCUCCCAUUCUCCACAUCCCAGAGCAGCUCAGGGGUGCCUGCAGCUGGGAGCUCUCAGCAGGGCUCUGUCCUGAACAAGGGUCUUUGCCCCGUCUUCAUCCCCACUCUUCCCUCUCCAGGCCCUGCUCUGUCUCCACUCUACUCUGCCUUCCUCUCUUUUUCUGUCACCCAGGACUGGCAACACACUGAAAAUUGCGAGUUUAUAUAUGAGUCAGUCAUCAAGAUCUACUUCCCAAUCCUGGGAGAGCUGCUGGGUCAGCUCUGCCUUUUCAGUUGUGGCCUUGAUACCACCAGAGUUCUAGCUGUAGAUGUGCUUUAUCAUCUCCAUGCAUUUGUCAAACACAAAAGAGGUAGGAGAAGAUUGGUCAGGCAGCAUCUCUCUGCUCCUCUGUCUGCUCAUGUCUCUUGUUCUUAUGCUUCUUGUGCUUCGUGAAGCCUGACCAUGGAGUCUGUGAGUUUCCUGAGCUCCUUUACUCUUCAGAGCAGCUUCAUAUUUCCUAAACUCCCUCUUGUUCCCAGCACCCACUGCCUUUAGCUGUAUAAUCCCUUUCUUUCACUCUCUUCAACCCAUCAACUGUGGGUCCCAUCAACCUAGGUCUCCUAUGCCAUGGGUCUCCUACACCAUAGGUCUCCUCCACCAUAAGGUGCCAUUUUCAGUUUAAAGCAGCUUUUCCCCAGUUGCUGAGUUUGAUGACAAAGCUGACUUUCCUUCUGACUCUUCUGUGUUUCCUCCCUUUUAGAGACAGCCCUGACAGAAGUGAUGGAAAAGUAUGUGCAUCUCUAUGAGAUGCUGCAGGAUGCAAAUUUUGUAUGUGGUAACUUGUCCAGUCCCAGUGAUUGUGCCAAGGUGAUGUCCUGCCUUGCUGAGGAUCUUGCUCACAGCAUCAGCAGGAAAUGUUUGUGAGCAAGGGGAGUGUUAUGGCAGCAGAUCCAGCCCUCCUGGCUGUCAGCAAACCCUUCUUACCAACUGCCCAUGCCCCCACCCACAGUCCUUCUCCCAGAGCCCUCUCUUGCUAUCCUGCACCACGCAGUGACAGAAGCUGAUGCUUCCAGCUUUCCUACAGACUGCUGCCCAGCAUCUCUCUGCAGAGCUGCUCUCCCUGCUGGACCAGGAAGCACCACUGGAAUGCUCAGUGUGACACAUCUUCUCUCCCCUGCUUCCACCCACAGGUGUUUGGAGGAUACCUCAGGCCUGCUGAGAGGAUGGACGUCGUCCUCACAGCUCUUGAAGUGAUGGUUGACUCCAGCAUCUAUGACAGAGAGGCAGCCUGCAGUGUGAUAGCUGUGGCCAUGGAAGACUACGCCUUCUGGAUACCAGAUGUAACCACGUUUUGUCCACUGCCCCAUCCUUGAGUCCUUUCAGAAAACCCAGAUCACAACCUCCAUCCACAAGAAUUUGAGGAGCAUUGCCACAAAGGCAGCAUGGCACUGCCUGGUCUCCCUGCUCCUCCUUCUGACCAGCUAGAUUCACAUGGAAGAAGUCAGGAACCUGGUGCAGUCCUCUCCACCAAGCGACAGCAACACCCUGGACGUGUGGGAGCUGAUGCUCUGCAUGCCACGGACCUUGGAGAAGGUUUUGAAGGAGGUGACCAAGGGUUCACAGAUGAGCAGGCUGGUAGAAGGAGUCACAGAAGACAUGUGCAUCCUCUUCUUGGCAGUUGCCGGGAGAGCCAUUGUACAAACAGCCAAUCUCCUGCACUGAAACGACCUCCGGGAGCUGGCUGGAAAACAGGAGACGUGGAGGAUUGCAGAGUGCUUGCCCUCAGUGCCUUUGGUCAACGAUGCAGAGAGCUUGGUCCAAUGCCUGGCAGCUCAGACCACAUUGAUCCUUGGGCCAUCCAUGAUGACAGUGACAUCACGAUGGAGCCUGCGAGCGCUGUGUUGUCUGCUCUGCUGAGCUGCAGCACUCCUCUGACAGGUCUGUCCCUCAGAGGAGCACAGCAAACCCAGUGCCCUGCUGCCUUUCACGCUGGGACAUCCCUGCGCACCCUCAGCAGGUGCAGCCAUUCCUGGUCUCUGCUCCUGGCUGCAGGACAACACAGCACGUCCCUCUGCACUCCCAAGGCCAUGGCUGACCAAGCUGUUGGCUUGGCUGAGUGAAAAGGAAUUGUCUCAGGCCACAUACACAUACCUUGAUUUAAUGUAUGGAAGUAACAAACUUUC